Messenger RNA from Hippocampus zosterae (dwarf seahorse), 3847 nucleotides. Its product is annotated as F-BAR and double SH3 domains protein 2-like. The record is from RefSeq and is a predicted model, not a curated record. The transcript has 20 exons. Gene Ontology annotation, cellular component: recycling endosome; neuromuscular junction. Bases 315 to 2606 code for a protein of 763 amino acids. Gene Ontology annotation, molecular function: protein binding. Lineage: Eukaryota; Metazoa; Chordata; Actinopteri; Syngnathiformes; Syngnathidae. Gene Ontology annotation, biological process: neuromuscular synaptic transmission; regulation of actin filament polymerization.
UAUUUUUAUUUUGACACGCAACGCGGAAGUAGCACGUUCAAGCUCACGUUUUAUUUUUGAAGACAAACACGGAAGUAGUUUAAGUCAUCACGUUCGCUUGAUGCGAUAUCUGGUGGGUCUGCUCCCCGGGACCACAAGCAAUAGCACUGUUUUCAUCAGCGGGACUCUGGCUCACUUUUUAACGGACUGACAACCGUGGCCGCCCGGGAGUAUCAUUCUUCUUUUUCAACCCCAGUCGUCGUCGAAGCACUUGGACCAUUUUCCCCAAUAAACUUUCGGACUCUUUUGUGUAGUUUUUAUGUCCAGAAAGAAGGAUGCAACCCCCACCGAGAAAGGUCCGGGUCACCCAAGAGCUGAAACACACUCACAGCGAGCAGCUAAGCAGACUGCACGUCAAACACCAGGCUGAGUGUGACCUCCUGGAAGACCUGAGGACUUUUAGCCAAAAAAGGGCAUCUGUCGAGCGGGACUACGCCCAGGCCCUGCAGAAGUUGGCCAAUCAGUACCUCAAAAGAGAAUGGCCCGACAGCCUGUCAGAGGAAGCGGAUCACAGGAACAUGUAUUGCGUAUGGAGGGCGUAUCUGGAGGGUACUGUCCAGGUUACCCAAUCAAGGAUCGGUGCCUGCGACAACUACAAAGUGCAAGUUGCAGAGCCGGCAAAAACGGCCCGGCUGCAGAAGGAGCAGCAGCUGCGUAAGUGCAUCGAGCGGCUGAUGAGCAUUCAGGCCGAGUUGCAGGACUCCGUCAAAGACCUGACCAAGAGCAGGAAGAAGUACCAGGAGGCGGAGACCAUGGCGCAGGCCGUGCGGGAGAAGGCCGAGCUGGAAGCCAAGUCCAAGCUUAGCCUCUUCCAGUCCAGAUCGAGUCUGCAAAGGGCAACUGUCAAGCUCAAAGCCAAGCGGAGCGAAUGCAACUCCAAAGCCACCCACUGCCGCAACGACUACCUGCUCACGUUAGGGGCCGCCAACGCUCACCAGCAGCGCUACUACGACACCGACCUCAGCGACUGUCUCAAGGUGCUGGAUGGUCGGAUUCAUGAGCAGGUGAAGGAUUAUCUGGUGUCGCUGUGUCAGACGGAGCUGGAGAGCUACCAGGCCGUGCACGAUGUCUUCGCCAAGCUCCUGGACAACUCCAAGGGGGUUCUGCAGGAGUUCCAUCAGCAGAUGUUUGUGCAGAAGAAUUCCGUUUUCCAGAAAGCCGCUGACUUCUCGUACCAGCCCAUCGACACGGAUACGGUGACGCAUCUGCUAAAAGAGAGCGGCACGGCGGAGGAUCACAGCCUGGACAAGGAAGCCCGCAAAUGGGCCAGUCGAGUGGCCCGAGAGUACAAAACUAUCAUCCACACACAACGGGUCUUGGACGAAUUUGGGGCUCAGGGGAACUCUGAGCAGAACGCAGGAGAGCUGGAGGCCAAGAUGGAAGUGGCGAGGCAGAGUCUGCGGAGGGCAGAGACGGUAAAGGCGAAGGCAGAGGCCCGUCUGGAUCUGCUGAGGCAAGCGGGCGUCGGGGUGGAAAUGUGGCUAAAGAGCGCCAUGAACCAGGUGAUGGAGGAUCUGGAGAACGAGCGCUGGAACAACCUCAGUGGCCACGAUCCCUCGCUCUCCGGAACGGCCGACUUGGAGCGCGAGGAGGACGAGGAGGAGACGGAGGACAGCGGCGAAGUAUUGGACGACAGCAGCUCCAGCCCCUCCAGCACGUUGAAAAAUUACCCCCUCACCUGCAAAGUGCUCUACUCCUACAAGGCCUCUCAGCCAGAUGAACUGACCAUCGAGGAGCAGGAAAUCUUGGAGGUCAUCGAUGACGGUGACAUGGAGGACUGGGUGAAGGCCAGAAACCGUAGCGGCCAGGUCGGCUACGUCCCGGAGAAGUACCUGCAGCUGCCGUCCUCCAACAGCCUGCUGAGCAUGCUGCAGUCCUUGGCCGCGCUGGACGCUCGCUCGCACUCCUCCAGCAACUCCACCGAACCCGAAACCGAGCUUCCCACCGGCUCUGUCAACGGAGACUCCAGCGUGUCGUUCGCCAAGGCGCUGUACGACUACGCCGGCCAGACGGACGAUGAGCUCUCCUUCCCCGAGGGCGCCAUCAUCCGCAUCUUGAGCCGGGAAACCCACGAGGAUGACGGCUUCUGGGAGGGCGAGUUCAACGGCGUCGUGGGCGUAUUCCCCGCCGUCCUGGUAGAGGACCUGGCCGGCAGCGCAGGCGAAAGCGGUGCCGGGCAGAGAGACGGCGGAAGCAUUCAGUCUUCCCCCUGCACGCCUGCCCACUGUGAGCGCUCCCCUUGCAGCCCCUUCCACGUGGGGCCGCUCCACAGCAGCCCCCUGCAGACGCCCACCACCUCGUCCUCACCGCAGUCCAGCCCCUGCAGCGUCGCCGCCUCGCCCAUCGGACAGCCGCCCGCCUAUCACAACGGGCACCACCGGCCACCGCCCGCAACGCCACACAAGAGCCCCUUCCACAGUCCGGCGCAAGGCUCCCCGCAGCCUCCCAAAUACCCAGAGAGCGCAUCUGGCAACAUUCGACCUGUCCGAGCUGCUCCGCCUCCCCCCAAGCAGCACCCCAGGGGGCAGGUGAAGCGGAGAGAGGAGGUGGAGAUCACGCUGGUGUGAAGUGGACAUGGGACGCCCCCUAGAGGACGCCUCUCACUGCCAGUGCUUUUGCCGGAAUGAAAAACAAACGUGCCUUUCUCGCCUUCGAAACCAACACCUCUCCAUUUUCAUUUGAACACUCUUUCGUUUCAUGUGAGAAAAUGGCCGACGACCUGUCAGAGUCUGCAGUUGUCUGCACUGUAAUGUCACAUUGGUUUAAGGAGGGGCGGGGUCCGAGGCUGGUCCUGAAUCCCCACCCCCCACCCCCACCUCCACCUCCAACACUAAAAGAAGGGAAAAGUGGCAAUGAUGUGAGUAGGAUUUUUAUUUCUUUAAAGAAUGUCACUCUCCCUGUUUACAUUGUGCUUUGUUUAAAACAAAUGGAACAUUUCUAACCCCCCUUUAAUCUUCACAUCUGACCUUUCUUGUAAAAAUAGCCCCCCACUCCACCCAAAGCGCCCAAGUUUCAGUUAGUGUUAUUGAGAAAGCGUUCAAAUCCCAGGUCACCAAGUUCUGUUUGAAAGGCGAAAGCGGAAAAUGCCGAUUCUUCUGUUUAGACCCCUGAGGAGGAAAUUUAGCAGGUGUGAAAGAUGCCUUUUUGCUCAUGAAUGGUAGGGAGCGAUCCUGUUGUAAAAUGUAUAGCGCGUCACACAAUGAAGCACUUUUUCAUGUCUUCGUCGUCGUUCAGUAUUUUGAUUGUCAACAUUUCUCCUGUUUUGUUUACCAGCUGUAUUUGGUAUGAAUACUUUUGUCAUAUUGCGUUAUUUAGCCUUAAAUAGCCGCUUUAAAUGUCUUAUAGAGAAGCUAUCGUUGUUUAAAAUAGUUUACAGAGAGCUUGGAUAUGGAUAUCCAUACAAAUUAUUAGUACAAUUUGUAUUCUUUUAUUUCCGUUUUUAGACUUUAGGAUUAAAACAAAAUGAUUUAGUUCCACUCGAUCUGCGUGGUGAGUAAAAAAAAAAAAAGGAUAUCCGUCAGCCACGUUGCUGUUUUCUUGUUGAUCUCCUUGAGAUCUGAAUGACAUCAAACUUAUUUUUGAAGUUUGCGUUUACCCUCAUGUAUUGAAAUAAGGAAAAAAAAAAGAGAAAAGUAUCUUUUCCCUGUUUAGAGAAGUAACACGCUACUUUUUCCACGUUUGGUUCCGCUGUGUUCACCAAGUUAGUGCUGCAGUGACUGCCAAGCGUCAUAUUUACACACACAAGUGGAUGUUUUACAGUAUUUAUUGUGUACAAAUAAAUGUGAAAUAAAGAAUAGCUUCAAUAGUG